Messenger RNA from Clarias gariepinus (North African catfish), 6332 nucleotides. It is a transcript of the gene slc6a5, whose product is annotated as solute carrier family 6 member 5. Gene Ontology annotation, biological process: synaptic transmission, glycinergic; sodium ion transmembrane transport; glycine import across plasma membrane. Gene Ontology annotation, molecular function: glycine:sodium symporter activity. Lineage: Eukaryota; Metazoa; Chordata; Actinopteri; Siluriformes; Clariidae. The record is from RefSeq and is a predicted model, not a curated record. The transcript has 15 exons. The coding region runs from base 8 to 2227 and encodes 739 amino acids. Gene Ontology annotation, cellular component: membrane.
CUCCGACAUGCAGAGGCAGCAGCACGAGGGCGCGGUCGGAGUUGCCCCUCGUGCUCCGGGGGACGCGGUUCAGUUGCCCCCUGAUGCCACCGAGCGCAAAACCUUCUGCCCCGCGGAGAAGAAAUCCGGAGAGACGGAUUCCACCAAAGUGUACGGAACGUUUCCGAGCGGGGCCCCCGCUCCUCCUCCUCCUGCUCCUCCGGCUCCUGACCCCCAUAAGGAUGCCUCCGGGCAGUUUUUACCCCAAACGGAUAAAGCCAUGUCGCAGAAUAACUGCCCCUCCUCCACAAAACAGGGGGCAAUGGUGGUUCUGGGCACAGAUGGCACUGCGUCUGUUCAGCUCAACCGGGAGGAUCAAGAUGAUGAUGAAGAAGGUGAUGAGAAUAAAGCCAGAGGAAAUUGGUCCAAUAAGCUGGACUUUAUCCUCUCGAUGGUUGGCUAUGCUGUGGGUUUAGGAAACGUGUGGAGGUUUCCAUAUCUCGCCUUUCAAAACGGAGGAGGUGCAUUUUUGAUUCCAUACUUGAUCAUGUUGGGUCUUGCUGGAAUUCCCAUCUUCCUUCUGGAAGUUUCUUUGGGCCAGUUUGCCAGUCAAGGACCAGUUUCUGUAUGGAAGGCUAUUCCAGCUUUACAAGGUUGCGGGAUUGCCAUGUUGAUUAUAUCAGUCUUGAUAGCCAUAUACUAUAAUAUAAUAAUGUGCUGGACACUGUACUACCUGUUCGCUUCGUUCACUUCGUUGAAGGGCUUAUUGCCAUGGACUUACUGUACAAACGAAUGGAACACAGCUGAGUGCAAAGACAAAGACAUGCUGCAGCUGGAUUCCUGCAUCCUUCGAGACAGAAACAUCACCUCCAUUAAAAACAGCACAUUUUGUUUGUCUGCAAACGCCGCUGGGAGUUUAAGCAAACUGCUAAAUCUCACCACGGAUAACAGAACCUACGUCAGCCCCAGUGAAGAAUACUUCAAAUAUAACGUGUUGCACAUCUCCAAAGGGAUUGAGUAUCCAGGAGAUAUCCGCUGGCCCCUGGCCGCUUGCCUCCUCCUGGCAUGGCUCAUUGUGUAUGCAUCCCUGGCUAAAGGAAUCAAGUCAUCAGGCAAGGUGGUGUAUUUUACAGCCACGUUCCCUUAUGUGGUUUUGGUGAUUUUGUUGAUCCGUGGAGUGACGCUGCCUGGCGCAGGCUCCGGUAUCCUUUACUUCAUUACGCCGAAGUGGGAAAAACUCAACGAUGCCAAAGUGUGGAAGGAUGCUGCCACUCAGAUCUUCUUCUCCCUCUCUGCUGCAUGGGGAGGUUUAAUCACGCUCUCCUCAUACAAUAAAUUUCAUAACAACUGUUACAGGGACACUAUAAUAGUAACGUGUACAAACAGCGCUACCAGUAUUUUUGCUGGUUUUGUGAUUUUCUCUGUCAUUGGAUUCAUGGCUCAUGAGCUUAAGGUUCCGAUUGAGAGAGUGGCAGAUGAAGGUCCUGGAAUUGCAUUUGUGGUUUAUCCAGAAGCUCUAACCAGGCUGCCAAUUUCUCCAUUUUGGGCCAUAAUUUUCUUUCUCAUGCUUCUCACGCUUGGACUGGAUACCAUGUUUGCAACCAUCGAGACUAUUGUGACGUCUGUAGCUGAUGAGUUUCCCAAAUAUCUGCGCAAGCACAAGCCUAUCUUCACCCUCGUGUGCUGCGUGUCCUUCUACAUCCUGGGCUUCCCGAUGAUAAAUGAGAGUGGCAUGUACAUGCUUCAGCUGGUCGAUACCUACGCAGCCUCUUACUCUCUCGUCAUUAUCGCCAUCUUUGAGCUGGUUGGAGUUUCUUACAUCUACGGCUUGCAGAGAUUCUGUGAGGACAUAGAAAUGAUGAUUGGUUUCCAGCCGAACAGGUUCUGGAGGAUAUGUUGGGCUUUUGUAACACCUACUAUUCUCACAUUUAUUUUGGGACUGAGUCUGUACCAGUGGAAGGUGAUGACCUAUGAGGACUACACCUACCCCACCUGGUCCAUGGUGCUCGGGUGGCUCAUGGUCAUCUGCUCAGUUAUCUGGAUCCCCAUCAUGUUCGUCAUCAAGAUGCACCUUGCUCCAGGAUCCAUUAUCGAGCGAUUAAAGCUUGUAUGUUCUCCUCAGCCUGAUUGGGGUCCCUUCUUGAUGAAGCAUCGCGGUGAGCGCUAUAAAAACAUGAUUGACCCGCUUGGAACAAAUUCACUGGGUCUUAAACUUCCUCCUAAAGACUUCCAGCUUUCUGGCCCUUGACCUCUAAUUAACGACUGCUCUGCUCUCUGACCGAAUGACUCCAUUUGUCUAGACUUAAUUUCUAUUAAUUCCUCAGUACGCAGUACAGCACAGGACUUGGCUCGAAUGCACUGGGGGCUUAAACUUUAUUUAAACUCUUUCAGCCAUUUUGAUCAUUCAAACUUCAGCUUCAAUUUUCUACCUUCAACUUCUUCUUAAUCUUUUCUUUCCUAGCAGGACCCCCCCCCCUCUUUCUCUUCUAACUUCCGCCCUUUUCCCUGUCUUCACUUUUCUCGAGCUCUUGUGCUUUUUUUCUUGGCUGCACAGCCGCUAUCAUUUCCGUGGCGGACAUCUUGUACACACUCUUCACACGAACACGUCCUGAAACUCCCCAAACCAUACGAGGGAGACGGACUUGUAGUUCAAGGCUAAUUCCUGCUCUUUACCCGCUCUUUAAAUUCGUAACUUUGUGCCUCUGAUCUCUUCUGAAUCUAACAGUAAUAGAUUUUAUUUUUGUGCAGCACCUUUCUGUCACUUACGAUUGCUGUACAAGUCAGAAUGAAUCUAAAGCUAGGGAAAGCGAUAAUAUACUGAUAUAUGAUACUAGCUGCUCAAUCCUGUAUCUUUGCAUCACAAGAAGCACAAAGCUAUUAGUUGAUUUCUGUCGGUCAUGUAAUCUCUCCAAACUGUAUGCACAUUAAUCUCUCACAUCAUUUCAUAGCUAAAGAUUGCAGCCAUAAUAUUUAGGACACUCCUCAGUGCCCAGGUAGCAUUUAUGUGUGAGAAACAUUCAUACAGUAUAUUUAACGCUACAUGUUUGUGAUCUUUACUUCGACUUGCUGCGUCUUUUAUGCAGGAAGGAGAACCUUUAUGAUAUAAAUACAUAUACAUGUAUAAAUUUACCCCGACAGUGUGGCAUGUGUGCUAACCCGUGUGUCGUUAGCUGUGCGGCUGAUAAAUAUGAUAUUUAUAUAUUUUAGAGAGUCGUAGUUAGUUGAGCUGUGUGUUAAAUGUCAUCACCUUCCUUCGAUGUCAGUAGAUUACAAAAAAAAAUGUUAUUCGUCUCUGAGUAAGAUGUUCGGAGAUGUUUCUGCUUCUCCUCCUUACAUCUAUCGUCUAAGUCUCGCCAUGAAUAAGGGUCUCAGGUAUAAUUGUCAUUGGCCUUAUCUUUCUCAAGAAGUGGAUUUAUUUAUCCUUUUUAUUUGCAAAAUAUCCAAAUUAGUUUCAGACUUUUAAAUGCUUCUAACACACACACACACACACACACACUUUUCAGAGAUGGAUAAUGACCCUAUAUAUAUUUAUUAUAUUUAAUAAUGUGCCCCUCCUCACUGGACAAUGGGAGGGUGGAUUUGGAAUAUUACAGCUCAUAUUUUUCCUUAAUUUAAACGCAGGAGAAUUGCUAAACCAAAGUUGGUACUUUGGCCAUUUGCUUUUAGCCAAUAAAAAAAUAUACGUAGAUAUAGUCUUGCACUAAAGACUUAAGUAGCCAGAUAGUAACACUAGUACUAAACUAAACAGCGUACUAAAGUCUCCAAGGGGACACCAGUACUCUAAAGACAUGUAAUGUCUACAGAUAUAGUCCAUAGAUAUAUACUGUGGCUUUCACUUCAUGUGAGGGUUGCAUGCUUUAAUCAGUUCAUAUCUUACUGUACACUCAUGACGUGACGUAGAAUAACAGACAAUAAUAACACUAUAUGUCCGACAGUCACAGCCACAUUCUGAAAGCCAUGAGGAAAAUGACCUUCUACUACAACUCAGAGGUUUAAUAUAUGUAUGUGUUUUUAAGUUAGAUGUGUAAUAGUGACCAAUCAAAGUAACUAAUUCUAAAGCAAUCAUAGAUCAUUGGCCUCAUAUCACACAGACGUCUAUCGGUGCUUUGAGUGAAGUUGCUUGAAAUGCUACAAACACAGUCGCUGAGAUGUUCGAGUGCGUCCGGAUCCGCUGCAUGCUGUCUCACACCGUGAAAUGAAGUUCGACUUGCAGUCACGUCAUCAGUAGACUCUAAAGAUGAGGUGUCAUGAGAAAAAAAGAAAAAAACAAAACAAAAACAAACAAACUAUGGUAUAUAAUAUAUUAAUAUAUGGUAUGUAUAUGAAUUGCUUUUAGUAUUUAGUAGCACAAAAAAAUGUAUGUGUGUGAGUGUGUGUUUGCGGGUGUAUCAAAGUGCAAUCCUUAGUAACUCUGUUCCUAAAUAGCCAUCUAGUGUAAGCAGCCCUGGGGUAGACGGUAGAGAGGGAAAAGACCCGACAGUCAGUGGGGCCUGAACAUGGUGUACAAAAAUGCCAAAUUGUUCAAAGUUCUGCUUUUUAUUCCAAAGACAAUUACAAAUUUGUUAAAAAAAGCUUAAGAGUAACAUGACGGUAGGUCAAAUGGCCUCUUUAUACAUUUAUUACAGCAUGUUAUAUAAUAUUAUAAUAUUAUAUAUACAGCGCUGUGGAAAUAUUGAACCCUUUACCAUGCUUACAGCAGGCAGAAACAAUAAAAUAUAGUUUGUUUUAGCCUUUAAAAUCAGAUUUAGCUUCCUGGGGCAUGUUGUUGUUAUGGCAUGUACUGUCUUGUGUGUUAAUAUGUCUAGACGUGUGUCUUUAAGGAAACGGAGCACAGCGUAGUUUGAAUAAUGUCCCUGAGAAUGCAGUGUAAAAUAAUUAUAUUUGUGAAAAUAUUAUGAAACCAACCUUGAGAUAAAAACCCAGCAAAGUUUAAAUUAGACAUUGAUAUCCAGAUUGAUCUGGAUGUGGCCUUUAGUUACACAAUUGUUUACACUCAAGGUAUUUAUUUAAUAAGGCAAUGUGAUCAUCAGCCUAGUGACUGAGAGCAUGAUUAACCCAAGGUUACCCCUGAAGCCUACGUCAAAAGCUGAACUGUUAGGGCUAAAUUCUAUGUGUAGAUGUUGGAUAAUCAUUUUUAUGCAAGAUCAUGGAUUUUGGUCACUUAAAUCAUAUCCUCGUGGAUUUAAAGCAACAUCCUGUCCUGUAGUCCAUCUCUAAAUAUAUGUUUAAAAAUACAGCUGCAAUACAAAAAAAAAAAAAAUUAAAGCAAUAUUCCUUAAACUUUAUUAUGUUAAAGAUAAACAGCGAUGAUAGACACAGCCACAUGAGCUGGAUCUUAAUUGCCUUGUAUAAAUAACAUGCAAUGUCCUGAAAGAGAAAAAGAUCCCUGUGUACUGGAAAAGUGAAAAAAGGCCAUCUUUAAAUGUCUGUUUUUCCCUCCAGGAUGCAAAUUGAUUCAUUAGAAACCACUUUUUGGUAGGUUUUUAGAGCCUGAGGAGCGGUGUGAGAGGCCUUUCAUAUAGUUAUGGCUUUAUAUCUCUCUAUAUAAUUUAAGGGCACAGGGAGUCACUGUGGAAGUGUAAUAAUGAGGGUGAACUCUGCCAAUGUGAGCUGGCAUUCUGGACAGAUUCUGCUUUGAGCGAGAUAGUCAGCCCCUUCCUCCUCCUCCUCCUCGUCUUCCAAAUCUCUACAAAACUUCAGUUGUUUAUGAAAUUCAUUUUAAGCGUCUGAAUACCGCAGCCAAACAUGACAGUAUUUAUACAGUGCAGAAAAUGAAGUUAAAAGAAAUACUUCAUACCAUUCAUCUUCAUAGAUGUGGUUUCCCAAACGCCAGCAAAUAAUAUAAAGACCAUCUCUGAGCAGCGAGCUAAAAGCCUUCUAUCAGGUUAAUAACAGGGGAGGGUUUUGGAUGCAUUUGUAGACAGAACAAUGAUUAAAAAAAGAUUAUCAAAGCCUGCAAGAUAUUGACGAUCUUAGAAUUAGAAAGAAAAAUAUUAUAUAUUUUUUAAAAGAAAAAAAUCCCCCCCCCCCUCUCUCUCUAGGCCUAACGUCUCUCCCCUCUCUCAAGCCCACCUGAACAAUUAAAACAUAAGGACACUAAAUAAAUAGCUAGCUGACUGAUUUGCAUGCGCUGUUUGUGUUCAUGUGUUAUUCCAGUGUUCUUUUCCUCCUUUCUCUUUCUCCUUCUUUCUCUUUUUUGCAUGCCUUCCUCAUAUCAGAACCAGUUGGCUUUAGUUUUUUAAAUAGAUUUUUCCCCUUCUUAAAAAAAAGGAAAUAAACGAUCGCCUAUGGCCAAGAGCCAGCAGGUAACCAAAGAAGGAGAAUUUUAUUAAAUAUUUAUCAAAUAAAAGAUA